AUGGUGGGGGAACGUAGAAGCAGAGACUUGCUGGUGCCCCUGGGCCCACGACUUCAGGCAUACCCUGAGGAGCUGCUUCGGCAGAGACAGGGGCAUGAUGGGCAUCCAGAGUACUUGAUCCGUUGGACUGUCCUUCAGAGAGGGAAGGAGGGUGGAGUGGGCAGUGGCAGCUCCCUGGAGGGCAAGGCAGAGCAUAUCCUGAUGUGGCUCUCAGCCCCUGAGGUCUAUGCCAACUGCCCCAUGCUACUUGGUGAACGAGCACCUGCCAAAGGACCACAGCAUGAACCAGCGGGGAGCGUGGGGGCCUUUCCCCGGGAUGCUGGGGGGCUGGAUGAAACCUCCCUGGGAGAGAUGGCUACAGAUGUCCGGGAGCUGGUGCGUCGAGCCGCCCGACAGCUGGACGGUGGCGGGGGUUCCAGUCCUGCAGCCUCCGUGCUACACACCAUCCACGUGCUGAGUGCCUAUGCCAGCAUCGGGCCCCUGGCUGGUGUCUUCAGAGAGACCGGAGCCUUGGACCUGCUCAUGCACAUGCUGGGUAACCCUGAGCCACAGAUUCGAAGAAGCGCUGGCAAGAUGCUACAGGCCUUGGCGGCCCAUGAUGCUGGGAGCAGGGCCCAUGUGCUCCUGUCCCUGAGCCAGCAGGAUGGCAUCGAACAGCACAUGGAUUUCGAUAGCCGCUCCACUCUGCUGGAGCUCUUUGCAGAGACCACAUCCUCGGAAGAGCACUGUAUGGCCUUUGAAGGGAUCCACCUGCCCCAGAUCCCUGGAAAGCUGCUCUUCUCCUUAGUGAAGCGUUACUUGUGCGUCACAUCCCUCCUGGACCAGCUAAGUAGCAGCUUGGAGUCCGGGGCUGGGGAGCGGGGAAACCGGUACUCUCCUAACAAGGCCUCUGGUGUGGAGAAGAGCCGUGGACAGCGGGAAUUGGAGUUUAGCAUGGCCAUGGGCAACCUGAUUUCAGAAUUGGUUCGGGGCAUGGGAUGGGACCGGGGCCCGGGGAGGCAGCCUGCAUCUCCCCCACGGCCUGCCCGAUCCAUCUUUCAGCCCCGAUCAUCUGUGCCAACCCCCAUCCUGCCAACCCUGCUUAACCCUACUUCCCCCAGGAGGCCGAGCCGGGCCUUCAGACCACGGUCUGAGUUCUCCAGCCUGAGUGGCUAUGCUGACUAUGUUCAGGAGACACUGCAGCCAGGGAUGCGUGUUCGAAUGUUGGAGGAUUAUGAGGAGAUCAGUGCUGGGGACCAAGGAGAGUUCCGGCAGAGCAACAACGGAAUGCCCCCUGUACAGGUGCUGUGGCAGUCUACUGGCCGUACAUACUGGGUACACUGGCACAUGGUGGAGAUUCUGGGUCCUGUAACUGAAGACAAAGUUGUUAUUGGCCUAGAGAAAGGGACAGGGGGCAUACUCUCAUGUCUUUUGCCUGCAGUACCUCCUUCUUUAGGCUGGAAACCCCUUGCAAGGUUGUAUGCUCUACCAUACCUUAAACCUGAGGCUCAAAGCAAUACAGAGUCUGGAUGUCUGAGCCAGGCUGAAUGGUGGGAGCUGCUUUUCUUCAUCAAGAAGCUGGAUGGGCCUGAGCAACAGGAGUUUCUCCGGCUUCUCCAGGAGAAACCAGAUGGGGAGACUGUGAAGGAGGAAGACCUCAGUGAGCUCAGAGUCCCUAUGGAGUUGGCAGAGAAGCUAGUCCUGGCACUUAGUAGGCAGGUUCAAGGCAGCACCCACAGUGACCUGCUGAGUUCUCUUGUCUACAACAAAUUCAGGCCAAAGUCCAACACAGGGAAUUCAGCCAACUCGGUCAAUGCACCCCCUCCAGAGCCUCCUCAGGACACCUGUAGCCCUAAGGUCUCGUUUCCAGACUCCAAGGCAGCAGUGGAUGGGGAGGAUGAGACAGAAUCCCAGGGGAGGGAAGUGUCAGCAGCACCUAAAGCUGAGCUGCUGUUUCCGAGCCUGGUGGGGGAUGCAGAGCCCUCUGGGCAGCUGUUAUUGGAGCUGGAGCUAAGCAUAUGCCAGGAGGGAAUCAGGGAGGGUCAAGUGAGUCGGCUCCUGGGGCAGCUCCAGCACCAGCCCCAAGCCUUCCUGCUGCUGCUACAAAGCCUGGAGACCCCUGAAAACAAGGCCCUUCAAAUGACUGGGCUGAGAAUACUGAACUGCCUCCUGGAGAUCUCUACGGACUCAACUCUUCCCUGGCACAAAGUGGCCUCUUCUUGUUUGGCCAGCCUGAGAAUGCCCAGCAAAGACCAUGAGGUAGUCCAUGAGUUAAUUUGCUUCCUACAUCGCCUGGCCACAGUGCACAAGGACUGUGCAGUGGUGCUGUGCCACCUGGGAGCCCAAGAGGCCCUCACCAAGGUCUUGGACAAGCACAAGGAACAACUACCCCUGGGCUCUGAGCUCAGGGAUCUAGUUGGGGAGUAUGAGAAGCAUGCCCAGCUUUACAGCAAUCUCACCAAAAGCAUCUUGGCUGGCUGCAUCCAGAUGGUGCUCGGCCAGAUUGAAGAACACAGACGAACCCACCGACCCAUUAACAUCCCUUUCUUUGACGUCUUCCUCAGGCAUCUCUGCCAGGGUUCUGGCAUGGAAGUUGAGGACAAGUGUUGGGAGAAGAUGGAGGUGUCAUCCAAUUCUCACUGGGCCAGCAAGCUGACUGACGGAAAUCCCAAGACCUACUGGGAAUCCAAUGGCAGCACAGGCUCUCACUACAUCACACUGCACAUGCACCGGGGGGUCCUUGUCAGACAGCUGAUGCUCCUUGUGGCAAAGGAAGACUCGAGCUACAUGCCCGCCCGAGUGGUGGUGCUGGGAGGAGACCAUGCCCACUCUGUCAGUACCAAGCUCAGCACGGUAAAUGUCACGCCUUCCGACAGUCAGGUGCUUCUCCUGGAGAACAUGACCCGCUUCUGGCCCAUCCUGCAGAUUCAUAUCAAGCGCUGCCAGCAGGGUGGCAUUGACACCCGUGUGCGAGGGGUGGAGGUGCUGGGCCCCAAACCCACAUUCUGGCCGCUGUUCCGGGAGCAGCUGUGUCGCCGCACACACCUUUUCUACACCGUCCGAGCCCAAGCCUGGAGUCAGGACAUCGCUCGGGACCGGAAGCGCCUGCUACAACUCUGCCCUAGACUGAACGGGGCUUUACGCCAUGAGCAGAGUUUUGCAGAUCGAUUCCUCCCCGAUGACGAGGCUGCCCUGGCCCUAGGAAGGACCUGCUGGGAGGCCUUGGUCAGCCCCUUGGUGCAGAGCAUCACUGCUCCUGAUGGCAGUGGGGUGAGCCCGUUGGCCUGGCUGCUGGGCCAGUACCUGGAGCAUAGAGAGAAGGCCCGUUGCCCACAAGGCCGAGCAGAUUCAUUUGCCUCCCGGGUGCGUCGCCUCAGCCACCUGCUGGUACACGUGGAGCCUCCCCCAGGACCUCCUCCUGAGCCUCCCACCCGGCCUAAUGGCAAGAACAGUAAGAUUUGGGAGCUGAACUCAGGGGCUGGCCUGGGCCCUCCUGGAGGCAGCCUGAGGGGGAUCACCCAGUGUUGGAGGGGUGUGGUGCAAGAGCAGGUGAGCAGGUUUCUGACCGCAGCCUGGCAAGCCCCGGACCUCGUGCCCAGAUACUGUGACACUUACGAGCGACUCCAGAGCGCCGGGGCAGAACUCUUUGGGCCACGGGCAGCCUUCACGCUGGCCCUGCGCCAGGGCUUUUCUGGGGCUCUGCUGCAGCUCUCCUUCCUCACUGCUGCCCACGUGAGUGAACAGUUCGCCCGUCACAUCGACCAGCAGAUCCAGAAGAGCCGAGUGGGUGGCCCGAAGGGGGAAGAGGUGCUGGGCCAGCUGCAGCGGAGCCUGGAGCCCAUGAUGGUCCUCUCUGGCCUGGAGCUGGCCACCACCUUUGAGCACUUUUACCAGUACUACCUGGCUGACCGCCUCCUGAGCCUGGGUCCGAGCUGGCUGGAGCGAGCCGUGCUGGAGCAGAUCGGGCUCUGCUUCCCCAACCGCCUGCCCCAGCAGAUGUUGAGCAGCCUGAGCACAUCCCAGGAGCUGCAGCACCAGUUCCACCUUUUCCAGCUUGAGCAGAUUGACCAGCAGCUCCUGGAACAGGAGGAGGAUGAGGAGCACAGCCUGGAGGCCCGUCCCCAGGAGGAGCCGGUGGAGCAACUCCCGCCUGAAGAGCGGGCCCCUGAGGUGUCCGUGCUGGUCCUGUCUCCUCGCUGCUGGCCUGUGUCCCCCCUCUGCUAUCUCUAUGAGCCCAACAAGUACCUCCCCCCAGCUCUCAGCACCAGCCUCAGCAGAUUUUCCAACUUCUACAGUCAGAGUCAGAAUCAGCCAGCAUUGGGGCCACAGCGCCUACUCCAGUGGUCAUGGUUGGGCCGGGCUGAACUGUCAUUUGGAGCUCAGACUCUACAUGUCUCUACUUUGCAGAUGUGGCUUCUUCUGCAUUUCAACCAAAUGGAGGAGGUGGCCUUGGAGACUCUGUUGCAGACCUCAGAUCUCUCCCCUGAGCUUCUGAUGCAAGCACUCCAGCCCCUCACUUCAGGCCUUGGGCCACUAAGCCUGCAGGAAGGCCAGGAUCUCCCACCUGGGGGUGUGCUGCAGCUUCGGGAGGUAGAGAAGGAGCCUGGGGAGGAGGCCUUGUGGCUGCUCCCCCCCCAGACAUACCUGAGUGUGGAAGAGGAUGAGUGCCGGACCCUGGAGAGGAAGAGGAACCUCCUGAGCUGCCUCCUUGUCAGAAUCCUCAAAGCCCAUGGGGAGAAAGGCCUGCACAUUGACCAGCUUGUCUGUCUGGUACUGGAAGCCUGGCAGAAGGGCCCUUCCUCAGCCAAGGACUUGGGCAGCAGCACCGGUGGGGAGGCUGGGUGCAGCGGGGCUGACGUCCUCUCCUGUGUCCUCCAUCUCCUGGGCCAGGGCUACAUGCGGAGGCAGGAGGAGCGGCCCCAAAUCCUAGCAUAUGCAGCCCCUGAGCCAGAGGGGCCUCCUCUAGAACCCCCCAACCUGGUCCCCCUGGGACCUACCCCACCCUCCACCUUCCACACGCUGGAGAUCCGAACCAGAACGACCCCAAGUCCCUCGCCUCCUACUCGGACCUUUUCCACCUUCCGAUAG
Molecule: messenger RNA, 5067 nt
Organism: Gracilinanus agilis (Agile Gracile Mouse Opossum)
Lineage: Eukaryota; Metazoa; Chordata; Mammalia; Didelphimorphia; Didelphidae
Product: cullin-9-like
Exons: 25
Coding region: 1-5067 (1688 amino acids)
Biological process (GO): ubiquitin-dependent protein catabolic process
Cellular component (GO): cullin-RING ubiquitin ligase complex
Molecular function (GO): ubiquitin protein ligase binding
Source: RefSeq, a predicted model, not a curated record